UUUGAUUUUAGUUGUACUGAAAUCUCGCUCCCCGUUUACAGAACUGUCCUACCGUUGCUUUGACAAAUUUGUGGCUUCGUCCCAGGAUCGGACAAUUGCUGCGCCAACAAUGUCUGAAGGUUUCCGGAAUGUUCAUUUCCACCCUAAACUUCAAGCCGAAGAAUGUUCUUUUGUUGGGCAAACUUACGAAGUAUGAGCUCGAACGUUCGUUUGAACAACACACAGAUGAAAAAAAUAUCCACGGUGCAGUGAGUUACUUGUCGACUUUGCCGGCAUAUGCUUCAUCAACAGCUGUUGCGUAAAGGUGUCGACGCCGACUGGUUGCUCGCACGUCACAAGAUCCACAAUGAGAAGCUUUCAGAAUUUCAACAGAUUCUCAGAUUGAAAGGCCUUAAUGUUCGGGUAGCCGAUCGGAAUUCCUACACAGCUGAAGCGAUCGCUUGGGCCGACAUGAUAUUCACCGCCGGUGGAGAUGGGACAUUCUUGAUGGGUGCGAGCAAGAUAAUGGACUGCCGGAAAUUAAUCAUUGGGUUGAAUACGGAUCCAGAUUUUUGUAUUUGGCGUAAUCGACUUCGCGUCAGCCUCUUGCACAAUACAAGCCAACAGUUAAGGUUCACGUUGUUGGAUAAACGUAAAUGGGUUGUGCAGGAGUGGACUUCCGAAAAGCUUGACUGUCCUCCCGAAUAUAUUCUACCGUCCGUUAUAGAACGAGAGUAUCCUCUUGUACCACAGUACGCAAGAUCCACCAUGGUCCGCACUUCCUUACCUUUGUUGGCACUGAAUGAAGUUUUUAUUGGUGAAUCAGUGAGUGCAAGAGUUUCAAAAUAUGAGCUUGGUGUGGAUGGUGUUAACUUGCUUCGGCGAAAAUCAAGCGGAAUGAUAGUCGUUACUGGAACUGGGUCUACGUCUUGGUACUUACAGGGUACGGCACUAUCCCCCCAUACAGUAGCUGAGGUUUUGAAAGUAGCAAAAGCGGUAUAUGUGGAGCGAGACGGUGAGCGUGCUGAAUAUCGGCGUCAUCAUGGUUCCACCCAAUCGCUCUCAGUGAUAAACCGUUUGGUCGAACAAACGAAUCCACAAAACGACCAUCUUGAGAACUCCGUUGUUCGCGAGAUCACUGAGCGGUACAAUGCUCGUUUACCUUUUGACCCGGAAGACAGACGCAUGGCCUAUGUCAUUUUUGAACCUAUGAGCGACGGCACUGACAUGGAGCCUUCUAGAGGAUAUGCAUCUAAUUUACAGGUUCGAUCCCUCAUGCUGGACUCCCACCUGGUGUUUGACGGUGCACGUGCGUUUUCUUUCCCGUAUGGUUCCGUGGCAGAAUUCUCCAUAGAUCCAUCCGAUGCCUUGUGUUGUAUCCGACUGCGCAAUCACAGUUGAUCUCACGCAUUUUCUGCUUAUUUUACUUUUCCAUUUCGUCUGUUGAAUCAGUCCGCAAGGUUUUCCGUCCAUUAGUGUAUGUUUAUUAUUCAUAAUCGUUCAUCUUCUUAUCGUCCGAUUCUUUCGAAACAUUCAACUCGCUUAACUUGACUCGCACUACUGGCGAAUGUACACAAUCCUACCUCUGUCGUUUAAUGGGAGAAGCAAAUACAUGUGACAUCGAU
This is a messenger RNA of Opisthorchis viverrini, 1604 nucleotides long. RefSeq lists its product as hypothetical. The transcript is spliced from 6 exons. Gene Ontology annotation, molecular function: NAD+ kinase activity. Gene Ontology annotation, cellular component: mitochondrion. NCBI's taxonomy places the organism in Eukaryota, Metazoa, Platyhelminthes, Trematoda, Opisthorchiida, Opisthorchiidae. Gene Ontology annotation, biological process: NAD+ metabolic process. Bases 277 to 1380 code for a protein of 367 amino acids. The record is from RefSeq and is a predicted model, not a curated record.